GAAGUGAAAGAGUGAAAGAGCUCAGAUUGUGUUCCUGCUGCACAAGAGCGUCUGUACUUCUGCAUCUGCAGUAUGGCAGAGGAGCGAGUAAAGGACUCUCUCUCAGAGAAACACAGUGUGAGAUCAGGAUCAUGUGUGUCCAGCGCUGUGUCUCUGAAGAGUGACCGGUCAAUGGGUCCUCCACCAAACCUAAGUGAGAAAUCACCAUCACCUGCCCAAAGGUAUUUAGUGUUGUACAUUAUUGCCCACACUUGAACUGUAUUUCAGUAUUCAUCAGGACAUUUUUAUUAUACUUAAUAUGUUAUACAGAGUCUCUUUAAUAAAUUGUGUUCUAUAAUGUUGGCUAUCUUGGAUGUCUCCCUUUUUUACAUAAUUUCCGAGCCAUAAGGUAUAACCAUGGGGUCUACUCAUUGAUUGUUUGUGUUGUUGUUGUUCCUGCAGUGUGUAUAGAGAUGAUCAGACUGGAGACCUGCAGCAGGAUUCACUCCAACCAGAACAUGAUGAACUUCAGAGAGUCAAAGAGCAGCACAAAACCAGCAUGAAGAACAAGUAUGAGAGAUUAUUUGAGGGAGUCAACCAUGGAGACACUCAAACCCUCCUGAACAGGAUCUACACACAGCUCUACAUCAUAGAAGGAGAGAGUGAAGGAGUGAAUGAAGAACAUGAGGUUUUACAGAUGGAGAAAAGAGCCAGAACAAAACCCUCACAACACACUCCAGUCUACUGCAAUGACAUCUUUAAAGCCUCAGCUGGAGCAGGACAUGAGGAGAAGAUCAAGCAGGAGAAAGCCCAGAUCAAGACUGUUCUCACUAAAGGCAUCGCUGGAAUCGGGAAAACCGUCUCUGUGCAGAAGUUCAUUCUGGACUGGGCCGAGGGAAAAGCCAACCAGGAUGUAGAUUUCAUGUUUGUGCUUCCAUUUCGAGAGCUGAACUUGAUCAGAGAUCAUCAGUACAGUCUUCACAGACUUCUGCUGGACUUUCAUCCUGAACUUGAAGAUCUGGAGCCCAAGAUUUAUGAGCAGUGUAGAGUUGUGUUCAUCUUUGAUGGUCUGGAUGAAAGCAGAAUCACGCUGAACUUUUCAGAUGAGGAGAAAGUUUGUGCUGUGACUGAAUCUUCAUCAGAUGAGAAGAAAGUUUGUGCUGUGACUGAAUCUUCAUCAGUGGCUGUGUUGAUGUGGAGCCUCCUGAAAGGAGAUCUGCUUCCCUCUGCUCUCAUCUGGAUCACCUCCAGACCAGCAGCAGCCCAUCAGAUCCCCUCCAGAUACAUCAACCGUCUGACAGAAAUUCAGGGAUUCACUGAGCCUCAGAAGGAGGAAUAUUUCAGGAAGAGAAUCAGCGACGAGCAUCAAGACAGCAGAAUCAUCUCCCACAUCAGAAGAGCAAGAAGCCUCCAGAUCAUGUGCCACAUACCCGUCUUCUGCUGGAUCUCCUCCACUGUGCUUCAGAAGCUCCUGGAAGAAGAUGUGAGUGCAGAAAUCCCUCAAACUCUGACUGAGAUGUACAUCCACUUCCUGCUGAUUCAGAUCAACAUGAGGAAGCAGAAGUAUGAAGAGAGAGAUCCAGAGAAACUCCGGCAGGCCAACAGAGGAGUGAUCCUCAAACUUGCUGAAGUGGCUUUCAGACAGCUGAUGAAGGGCAAUGUGAUGUUCUAUGAGGAGGACCUGAUUGAGAGUGGCAUAGACGUCACUGAUGCCUCGGUGUAUUCUGGGAUCUGCACUGAGAUCUUCAAGGAGGAAUCUGUGAUUCAUCAGAGGAAAGUCUACAGCUUCAUCCAUCUCAGCUUUCAGGAGUUUCUGGCUGCUUUCUUUGUGUUUUGCUGCCAUUUAACAGAGAACAGAGAACCGCUGAGGGGGAUUUAUGACAGUGAAUAUUCAUAUGAUCAAUAUCUACAGUCCAGCUCUGAGAAGUCUCUGUAUAAUCUGCUCAGUUCAGCAGUAGAUAAAGCUGUCAGGAGUAGUAAUGGUCAUCUGGAUCUGUUCCUGCGGUUCCUGCUGGGCGUCUCACUGGAGUCCAAUCAGAGACUCUUCCAGGAUCUGCUGACACACACAGAGGAGAGCUCAGAGAACAUCAGAGAAAUCACACAGUACAUUAAAGACAAGAUCAAGACAGAUGAUGAACUCUCAGGUAAAAGACCCAUCAGACUGUUUCAGAAGACGAAAAAUCUCUCAGCUGAAAGAUCCAUCAAUCUGUUCCUCUGUCUGCUGGAGGUGAAAGAUCAGACUCUGGCCAGAGAGAUUCAGGAGUUUGUGAAAUCAGACAAACACUCAGAGGAGGAACUCUCUCCUGCUCACUGCUCAACAAUCUCCUACAUGAUUGAGAUGUCAGAGGAGCCGCUGGAUGAGUUAGACUUUAAUAAAUUCAACACAUCAGCUGAGGGAAGACGGAGACUGACAGCAGCUGUGAGAAACUGCAGAAGAGCUCUGUGA
Messenger RNA from Danio rerio (zebrafish), 2425 nucleotides. Gene Ontology annotation, cellular component: cytoplasm. Gene Ontology annotation, molecular function: nucleotide binding; ATP binding. The record is from RefSeq and is marked predicted. NCBI's taxonomy places the organism in Eukaryota, Metazoa, Chordata, Actinopteri, Cypriniformes, Danionidae.